CUACAAAAUGCUGAGAGCCGCCGCUGCUUCCGCUCUCCGUCACGUUCGGAUGCCUUGGCUCGGCGGCGGCAGCAGCGUCCGUCGUUUGUGUUCCUCCUCCGAUAAUCCGAAUCCAUAUGGCUGCUAUUUGUAUUCUGAAACGGAAGCCAGAGAACUGUUCAAAACCUGGUGCAAGAAAUAUGGCAAAACAUACUCUUCGGAAGAGGAGAAACUCUUCAGGGAAACUCUUGAAUGGUGCACCUGCGAAAACCAGAAGCAUGAUCUCGGCCUCAACCCCUACAGUCAUGCUGAUCAAACCAAGGAGGAAUUUCUGAGACGUACCAAUCCGCGGAGGUAGGAAAUUUUACUAUGAUACCCGUGUAUUAGUUAACGUAGCAGCAUGUUCUAAACUAACUGUUUUGGAAGUCGUGUGAGGGGUAUGGAUUUAUUUUCUAAUUAUACAACAGCCUUCUACCUUUUCAAGUGUUAAUUACUUGGUGUGGCUAUGAUCCUUUCUAAUUCACGACCAUUUUAAAAUGGAAUAGUUUGGAAAAGAAGAACUCAAUUUUAAUGCGAAAAGAAAAAGCUGAUAUUCUUCAAUGUAGGCUUAAUAGAUUUGGAAAUGGGAUGCAUUCAUCAUGUUGCAAUUGAGCACAUAUUCACAGCACCAAUUAGCCUAGCUAUAUAAACAGGUAAAGACAGAUCGAUCGGUGGCUUUGCUGUAUAUAAUGGUAUAUGCAUUCAUCAUGUUUUACUACUUCUAUUUGCUAUUUGGAGGACGGGUUCCUGUUAGGACAAAGGAUAUUGCAAGGGCCUUCUUUUGAUGUUUGUAUUGAUCAGAAUAUACUAGACUCAUGGAUUAAUAAGGGUCCGAGAAGUUCUAAGAAAUACACCUUUAGUGCAAGCUUUGAAUCACAUUGGAUUCAUCAGUUUAGUAGCCAAAAUAAAUUACACUGAUUCGAGCAUAUUGUUUUCCAUAGAAAAAUUUGGAGUAGAUUACAUUGAUUCAUUUUUUUUUAUAAGCCAAAAGUUUGCAUUAAAAAUGAGUACAAGGGUAUUCCAACACUUAAUACAAUAGGUAUACUAUAAUUACAAAGAAAGAAGAAAGAAAUACAGAAAAACAGGACAAAAUAACCUCUGUGCAAAAACCAUAAGGACUACAAAUUCCUCAAAAGCCAAGUUGUCAGCAGCAAAAACGCAAUGCAAAAAGAGAAAGCAUCCAGCAUGGCCCAAAAGCAAAGCCAAAAUCCAUCAGAGGCAAGGCAAAACAAAUUAUCAACGAAGCCAAAGAUAAUGCAGAGUCUAUAGUUGGGAGCACAAUUGAUAGGCAGCAGCAUUUCACAAGACCAGGAACUCACAGAUAUGAUUAGAGGGUUCCCAAACACCAAAGGGGAUUUACAGACCAUUCAUAUAACGAAAAUGUGACGCCUUUAUUCUUUGAUUUGAGCCAAAUCCACGACCGAUGUUGAAUCACAUCCAGCGCAGAAGAAGCAUCAAUCUGUCCUUCCUUAAAGAUCACCUUAUUACGGAAGGACCAUAUGUAUCCUAUUGCAGCCAGCCAAACAAUACUCACUCCCUGCAUUCUAUCUCUGCCAUAACAGCCAGCUUGGCUUUGAAGAAAAUGUGACUUGCCCUCACUUGGUAGAACCGUGUGAAUGCAAGCCACCUGUAAAUCUGAGACCAGAUUUUCCAAGAGAUAGCACAGGUAAAGAAAAGAUGGGAUGCUGAUUCCUCAGCCAAAGAGCAAAGAGAACAAGAUGCUUCAGAGGCAUUGUUUAAGAGGCCUCUUGUCGUUUGAUUGAAUGCGAUUGUGGAGAAGUUUCCAAGCGAGUGAAAUGGUAUUUGAAGGGGCCCUCAAGGCCCAUAACUGAUGAAAAACUCUCUGUUGAAUCCCCUAAUUCCCCAUGAGCUUGAACUACUUCUUUCACGAACUGCCCGAAGUUCGGUGGGUACUUCCUGAUUCAUAUUUGAAUGUUAAAGAAAAAGAUUAUGGAGGUGAGCCGUUUAUUAAUGGGGAAGCAGUUCCUUAUGAUCCCAAGUAUCAUGAAGAAUGGGUUAGAAACAAUGCUAGAGCAAAUGAUAGGAACAAUCACAAUAACACGCCAAGAAGGAAGGAGAAUGUGGGGAACAAGGAUUAUCAGACUAGGCCUUUAAUGCCAAAUGCUGGUGGACCUCCAACUGAUCAAGGAGGGUUCCCUCCCAACAAUGUACGUGGAUUCCCUCCUAACAAUGCAGGUGGACAUGCUUAUCCCCGUCCAGGCAACAUGGGAGCCCCCUCCCAGCAACCCCGGUGGAUACCCUCCUAACAACCAAGCAGGUCCAUACCCUCCUAACAACCAAGGAGGUGCUUACUCUCCUAACAACCGGGGAGGCACUUACCCUCCUAAUAACACUGGAGGUGCUCCUCCUAACAAUGCUUAUGGUUCAAAUGCAGGGUAUCCUCCAAACCAGAAUAACUAUGCUGGCAACAUGGGAGGGGUGCCACCAAACCAGAAAACAUGGGAGGGUAUCCCCAAAAUGCAGGUUGGUCAAACAAUGCUCCCACUAGGGACACUUUAAGCAGGGAUUUUGGAGUAUCAGUUGGUGGUAACACAUAUAAGACCACUUUGUUUGUCACUUGUCAAACUUAGCCGUCUAAUAUGUUAUAUGAUUGAU
Molecule: messenger RNA, 2634 nt
Organism: Lotus japonicus
Lineage: Eukaryota; Viridiplantae; Streptophyta; Magnoliopsida; Fabales; Fabaceae
Product: multiple organellar RNA editing factor 8, chloroplastic/mitochondrial-like
Exons: 3
Coding region: 1884-2285 (133 amino acids)
Biological process (GO): mitochondrial mRNA modification; cytidine to uridine editing
Cellular component (GO): mitochondrion
Source: RefSeq, a predicted model, not a curated record